This is a messenger RNA of Rhipicephalus microplus (southern cattle tick), 5114 nucleotides long. It is a transcript of the gene mys, whose product is annotated as position-specific antigen beta subunit myospheroid. The record is from RefSeq and is a predicted model, not a curated record. Gene Ontology annotation, biological process: cell-matrix adhesion; cell adhesion mediated by integrin; cell-cell adhesion. Gene Ontology annotation, molecular function: integrin binding. Gene Ontology annotation, cellular component: focal adhesion; cell surface; integrin complex. NCBI's taxonomy places the organism in Eukaryota, Metazoa, Arthropoda, Arachnida, Ixodida, Ixodidae.
AUGAGUCUCCUUCCUUACAUAGGCAACCGGGGUUGUUGGAGUACCUCGCGUUAGGAGUUGUGUGUCCUGCCUGUGAUUUUAGCGGUGUUAGCGGAGGUCCUCGAUGACGUGAUACACGGAGCAAGGAUUACAGCUCGUUAAUUUACUCUUCGUUAAGUUGCUUCUUUUUAUGUUAAGCAGCAGUUGUGAACAUGAUCUCGUGCACCGUCAAGCAGCUGUGCUGCGUUCUGUUUUUGUUCGCCUGUGUUGCACACUGCCAAGUGAAGACUAAAGAAAGCUUCAAGAAAGGCCCCGAGAAACUGCUCAGUAAUCCAUGCAGUGGAAGGGAAACAUGUUCCGAGUGUAUCACAUUUGACUCUGACUGUGGUUGGUGCACAAAACUGAAUUACACGAACGAUGGAAAGCCCAGGUGCGACACACUCAUCAACCUGGCUCAGUACUGCCCUGAUGACUACUUUCAUCCAAAAAACACCAUGACGAAGAUUGUGGACAAUGAGCUGAGCAACAAAGGAGCAAGAGAGGGCGAAGCCAUUCAAAUCAAGCCACAAGAAAUUCGGCUCAGGUUAAAACCGAAGUCUCCAUUCCCACUGCAUGUGGAAUUCAAGCAAGCUGAGGACUAUCCAGUUGACCUGUACUACCUUAUGGACCUCUCCAACUCGAUGAAGGAUGACAAAGAAAAACUAGCCCUGCUGGGUGACCUUCUGGCCCAAGAGAUGGGCAAGAUAACCACAAAUUUUCGUCUUGGCUUUGGCUCGUUUGUCGACAAAGUGGUCAUGCCCUAUGUGAACACUGUUCCCGAAAAGCUGCAAAGUCCUUGUGACGACUGUGUUGCCCCCUAUGGAUUUAAGAACCACAUGUCGCUGAGCACCGAGACUAGCCUCUUCAAGAAAGAGGUCAACGACGCCAGGGUCUCUGGGAAUCUCGACGCUCCCGAAGGCGGGUUCGACGCCAUAAUGCAAGCCGUCGUCUGCCAUAAGGAAAUUGGCUGGAGAGAUAAAGCUCGCAGGCUUCUUCUCUUCUCCACAGACAGCGGCUUCCAUUACGCAGGUGACGGCAAGCUCGGGGGCAUCGUCAAGCCCAACGACGGAGAGUGUCACCUGGAGAGAAACGAGUACACCGAAAGUGUACACCAGGAUUACCCGUCACUCAGCCAGAUCAACGCCAAGAUCCAGGAGCACAAGGUGAACAUCAUCUUCGCCGUCACGGCUGACCAGAUAAGCGUCUACGAGAAGCUGGGAAACCAGCUCGAGGGUUGCAGCAGUGGCCGCCUGGAGAACGACUCUUCUAAUGUGGUUCAGCUUGUGCGGGAGCAGUACGACAAAAUCUCCUCCAAGGUGGAAAUCAAGGACAAUGUUGUUAGCAACCAUAUCCAGAUCAGCUACACGUCCAGCUGUCUCGGGGACAAAAAGGAGAAGACGAAUGUAUGCAAAGGUCUCAAAGUGGGCGACAACGUGACUUUCGAGGCAAUGAUUGAAGUCAAGUCGUGCCCGAAGGACCGCAGCCAGUGGAACCAAACGAUACAGAUCUACCCUGUUGGCAUAAGCGAAUCGCUCACUGUGCACUUAGAGAUGAUCUGCGAGUGCGACUGUGAGAAGCCUUGGAAUGAGGAACCGAACAGUCCCAAAUGCUCGGACGGAAAGGGCACCUUUGAGUGUGGCAUCUGCAACUGCUACAACAACCGUUACGGUCGAGAGUGCGAAUGCGAUGCCAAGGACACUGAUCAAAUCAGGGAUGAGAAAGGAUGCUUCUUCCCCAACGACACUAAGCCGUGCUCUGGAAGGGGAGAUUGCCGUUGUGGUGUUUGCGAGUGCCACCCAAGGGAGAACCGAGAGGAGACUGUGAGCGGAAAGUACUGCGAGUGUGACAACUUUUCGUGCGAUCGAGUCGAUGGAUUGCUUUGUGGAGGUGAAGAACAGGGCAGCUGCAUCUGCGGAAGUUGCGAAUGUAGGGAUGGCUGGACUGGACCUAACUGUAACUGCCGAGACACGAACGACACCUGCAUCGGCCCCAAUGGGAAAAUCUGCAGUGGCUACGGUGACUGUGUCUGCGGGCAGUGCAAAUGCCUCGAAUCAGACGAGGAGCGUUACAGCGGAGUCUUCUGUGAAGAUUGUCCCACCUGCCCUGGAAAAUGCGAGGCGUUCAAGGACUGCGUGCUGUGCCAAGUCUUCCAAAUAGGACCCUACACUGAGGAAGAGUGCAAGACUAAGUGCGAGUUCUUGGCCAUUCAGGCUCCGCACAUUGAAGUCAACGAAGAAGGUGAGAAGCUGUGCAUCUUCCGUGACGAGGAUGACUGCAAGUACACCUUCAUCUACAAGUUGGAGCCAACGAACGAGUAUACUGUACGAGCCAAGAAUGAGCGUGAGUGCCCUAAGCCGGUAAACAUUUGGGCCAUCAUUCUGGGUGUGAUACUUGGCAUCGUUCUCAUUGGCCUGGCAUUGCUCCUCAUCUGGAAGCUGUUUACCACCAUCCACGACCGUAGAGAGUUUGCCAAGUUUGAGAAGGAACGGCAGAUGGCCAAGUGGGACACCGGAGAAAACCCAAUCUACAAGGGCGCCGUUUCAACGUUCAAGAACCCCACAUACGGAGGGAAGCAGUAAGAGGCCUGCACGCACUGAAAGAACGUAUUGCGGCCUUUCACCAUUGCCUGCAUCUCCAGGCCAAAAUCACAACUAGCAAUCAACCAAUUUACUUUCCCAAUUAUUCUGUCUCACGGCUGAGGAAAUCAUCAUCAUUCUCGUCAUUUCUUUCUCUGUCGUGCUGCGUUGGUUGUAUCAAUCGCCCACUCUUAAUUUAUGUUCAUGAAAUGCAUACCGGGACGUUAGGUUUAAAUCGCAUUUUACCUGUGUAGGUGAGGAUCGGUGAUUGACACUAUUGCUUUGUCAUCGUUACACCGCAACCUCGAUUUGCUGUUAUAGGCGAUGCUUUGCCAGCCAUACUUGUGUACGUGACGUUCAGUCUCGUUCCUUGCAAUUGUUGUACUCAUAUGUAACGGCUCUUUUGUGUGUUAAUGAAGUGUAAUUAAUCGACAUGUGAUGUUUGUGCAUUUCUUUCUCUGAGAAUGACACAAAGUACUUGCCAGCUCUUGCACUGUUAAAGCCACUGCUUGUUUCAUGGUCAGGUGCCUAGCAGAGAGCUGCAGCUGAUGAGAGUUGUAGAAGAGCUUGUAAAUGACCGUUACUUUUAUUGCGCAUAGUCAGAGUAUGGCUGAUGCCGCAGAGACACGAAAUACUUGUUGGCACACAGCCUUUUGUUGGUUGCUCUGCAGGUGCCAUCUGGUGUCUAAUCUUCGAAUCUACCUUCAUGUGCUCUUAAUAAUUAUACCAGUUGUUUGUCUGGCACAAGCUGUUGCCCUAUUAAUCGUUGGCAUUUGUAGGAAUACUGGAAUUUUUCUACGUCAGGUGCGACGGUGUAGACCUUUUGAGCGAAGAAAUUGGAAGUCUGCGUUCUCUUUCUUCCUUUCUUAGUCUUUAUUUUCCCAGUUUCGCAAAGCUUUUAGUGCAGGGGGCAGUGUGCAGUUGUAAGGCCAAUUUUGUUUACUAUGCUUACCUUUCUUGUCAUUAUGGUCGGCCAUUGACCCCAUCGUGGCAUGUUGUCGUAACCCAUUUGCACAAUACUUGUCUGCACUGUGUGAGGUAUUAAACAGAGCAGAAUGUAAUACCUAUAAAUUAAUACCUGGUCUAAAACACGGCCUGACGGCUUAAGUUUGGUUAACAUUUUCUUUACCAGCUAGGAGUUAUGUACUUCAGGCAUUCAGUUACAACGAUUAGGGAAAUGCUCAUUUCUUGGUGUGUCAUGGUGUGCCCUGGUAGUAGUGUUUUAUUCACUGAGUGGCCUUAAAUAAGUGAUGCCUUUUUGCACUUUCGCUGCCAGUGUUGCUUACAAGUACAAACUAGGGCCGUUUGCCCUGAACCGGGUCUUUUCUGAAAAGUAUUUUAAAAAAAAAGAAAAUGCCUGUAGUGCCCGAGUCUAGAACUUUUGUUAGCAUUUCUGUAAAACUCAUUUUGGUUAACAACAGUGCUUCCUAUUUUUCGAGUGACGUAAAGAAGGCUCUUACUUGCUGCAUAUUUUGUGAAAGACUUACGUACGUUAUGUGUGAACAAGUUUUAUGUAUAGUCAAUUUUUUUUUCUAGUGAAAAAUGUUCUAAAAAGCCUCUGGCUUUCCACCCACCUCCCAUCCUUUCCUGCCACUUUUUUUUCUUGUGUUAAACCAUUUGUCUAUACUUAUAACUAUAGUGUAUGCAUGUUGAAGCUUGCAAGGUUCGUAAAACACCUUUGGUCUUUUGUAGAGCUGUUUUGCCUUAAUUUUGUCAUGUUCAGUUUGCAAGUGUUUUUUUUUUUCAUGGUGUAUGGUCAACAUUUUUCCUGAACUUAAUAAUAGGGAAGGUAGUUUUAGCACCGCAUUUUUUUUAAUCAUAGAAGACAUGGAAACUUGCAUUUUCCGUCGCAGAGUAUAUUGGUACCUGCGUAUGCUUACUGCCACUUGCAAGAUGCAGAAGCAUCACAACUGAGGAACAACAAGCCCAAAGCUGUUGUACAUAGUAGUGCUGUUUUGUUUUUUUUCGAAACGCUGACGAUCUCCCGCACAUAACACUGGAGGCGCAUUUAUGUAGGGGGGACCAAUGUGAAAUGGAGUAUCCAAUAUGUAUUCGAGACAGUCUGUUGUCACUGGUCUUGAUACGAUAAUGAAAAAGUUUGUUGGCACAGAACUGUCGAGGUAGCAACCGCUCGACAAGUGUAUCAAUAAAUAGCAUUGGGCCGUGCAGUGGUACUGUUGUUAGAAUAUUGCUGGAUGCUCCCUUUCAUAUUGGACUACCCUGUAUGUGUGAGCUGUGACUAGUGUGCUGCUACAUUUACAUGAAUAAUGUUGCAGGCACUUUGCCAAGCGAAUGUGCAAUACACCACUAGAAAGAAGGGCUAUGUUGUGUGCAGUGUCUUGUGUAACACUGCACACGUACUGAUAAAGCGCCUUUUAGCACCAUGCCAUAUAUGAUAAUGAGGCAAGCAAGUACUUUUGGCUUUUGGUGAAUAACGUGUUCAUCUAUACAAAUGUGAAAAUCAACUUUUUUGGAAAUCAUUUCUUCUUUUUCUUGUAGUAAAAACUGAUUUUAGUGAAA